UCCUUCUCUCCGACGGCACAUGCGCAGUCUUGUUGUAGCCGCCUCCGUUGUGCCAGCAACAUGGCGGCGCCCGGUUCAGAGGAAACUGGCGGGCAGCCGCGGCCGGGGAAAAGCAACCGGACGCUGUUGGUGCGGCAUCUGCCCGCCGUGUUGACGGCGUCGGAGAAAGAGGAUUUGCUGAAGCACUUCGGAGCCGCGUCCGUGCGAGUCCUGUCCGACCACGGAAGACUGAAACAUACAGCUUUUGCUACCUUCCCUAAUGAAAGUACAGCUGCUCAGGCCUUAUUAAAACUACAUCAGCUGAACCUUCUAGGCCAUACACUAGUAGUUGAGUAUGCAAAAGACCAAGAUAGCAUUCGAGCUCAGAGCCAAUCUUCUCUGUCUGAAAAUGACAGAAGUCUCGAAGAACCUGUCAAAGAAGAGAAGGAGAAGAAAGAUUUAAAUUGCCUCAAAAUUGAAACUGGAAUUGCUCCUAGCCAUGGGUUAACUUUUCCUGUAAAUUCUUGCCUCAAAUAUCUGUAUCCCCCACCUUCAAAUGCAAUCCUAACUAACAUAGCAAAUGCAUUGGCAAGUGUCCCUAAGUUUUAUGUACAG
Pogona vitticeps (central bearded dragon) is the source of this 594-nucleotide messenger RNA. NCBI's taxonomy places the organism in Eukaryota, Metazoa, Chordata, Lepidosauria, Squamata, Agamidae. The record is from RefSeq and is a predicted model, not a curated record.